UCCGCCGCUGCGAGCAUGUCCUCUCCCCGGGGUCUCGCGCCCUCGCCGGAGUUGCCAGAGCAGAACCGCGGGUACCGCGAGGUUCAGUACUGGGACAGGCGCUACCAGGGCGCGGCAGACGCCGCCCCCUACGAGUGGUUCGGAGACUUUUCUUCCUUCCGUGCCCUCCUCGAGCCGGAGCUGCGGCCCAAGGACCGUAUCCUCGUGCUAGGCUGUGGGAACAGUGCCCUGAGCUACGAGCUGUUCCUUGGGGGCUUCCCUGAUGUGACCAGUGUGGACUACUCCUCCGUGGUGGUGGACGCCAUGCGUGCCCGCUAUGCCCACGUGCCCAGUCUGCGCUGGGAGACCAUGGAUGUGCGCGCCCUGGAUUUCCCCUCCAGCUCCUUCGACGUGGUGCUCGAGAAGGGCACGCUGGACGCCCUGCUGGCCGGAGAACAGGACCCCUGGGCCGUGUCCUCGGAAGGAGCCCACACCGUGGAUCUGGUGCUGAGCGAGAUGGUGGAGUACAAACGCGCCACGCUGCGGGACGAAGACGCGCCCGAGACCCCCGUGGAGGGCGGGGCCUCCCCGGACGCCGUGGAGGUGGGGUUCCGUGAGAGGACCCAUGGGCGCUGCGGCCUGCGCACGGCCCUGGAGCGCAGCCUGGCGGCGCUUGCUCUCCUGCUGGCUGCGCUGCUGCUCGGCUGCUUCAUGGCGCUCGGCCUCCAGUACCACAGGGACCCUUCCCACAGCACCUGCCUCACAGAAGCCUGCAUUCGCGUGGCGGGGAAAAUCCUGGAGUCCCUGGACCGUGGUGUGAGCCCCUGUGAGGACUUUUACCAGUUCUCCUGUGGGGGCUGGAUCCGGAGAAAUCCUUUGCCUGACGGGCGUUCUCGGUGGAACACCUUCAACAGCCUCUGGGAGCAGAACCAGGCCAUCCUGAAGCACGUCCUGGAAAACACCACCUUCAACUCCAGCAGCGAAGCUGAGCGCAAGACCCAGCGCUUCUACCUCUCCUGUCUGCAAGUGGAGCGCAUCGAGGAGCUGGGGGCGCAGCCGCUGCGGGAGCUCAUCGAUAAGAUUGGUGGCUGGAACAUCACGGGGCCCUGGGACCAGAACAACUUCAUGGAGGUGCUAAAGGCCGUGGCCGGGACCUACCGAGCCUCUCCGUUCUUCACGGUCUACGUCAGUGCCGACUUGAAGAGUUCCAACAACAACGUUAUUCAGGUGGACCAGUCUGGGCUCUUCUUGCCAUCUCGAGAUUACUACCUGAAUAGAACUGCCAACGAGAAAGUGCUCACCGCCUACCUGGACUACAUGGAGGAGCUGGGGCUGCUGCUGGGCGGCCGGGCCGCCGCCACGCGGGAGCAGAUGCAGAAGGUGCUGGAGCUGGAGGUGCAGCUGGCCCACAUCACGGUGCCCCAGGACGAGCGGCGUGACGAGGAGAAGCUCUACCACAAGAUGAGCGUGGCCGAGCUGCAGGCCCUGGCCCCCUCCGUGGACUGGCUGGAGUUCCUGUCUUUCUUGCUGUCGCCCCUGGAGCUCAGUGACUCGGAGCCCGUUGUGGUGUACGGGACGGAUUAUCUGCAGCAGAUGUCAGAGCUCAUCAACCGCACAGAGCCAAGCAUCCUCAACAACUACCUGAUCUGGAACCUGGUGCAGAAGACGACCUCCAGCCUGGACCGGCGCUUUGAGUCAGCGCAAGAGAAGCUGCUGGAGACCCUCUACGGCACCAAGAAGUCCUGCACGCCCCGGUGGCAAACCUGCAUCUCCAACACGGAUGACGCUCUCGGCUUUGCGCUGGGCUCCCUCUUUGUGAAGGCCACGUUUGACCGGCAAAGCAAGGAAAUUGCAGAGGGAAUGAUUAGUGAGAUCCGGAUGGCUUUUGAGGAGGCGCUCGGACAGCUGGUUUGGAUGGAUGAGCAAACCCGCCUGGCAGCUAAGGAGAAAGCAGAUGCUAUCUAUGACAUGAUUGGUUUCCCAGACUUCAUCCUGGAGCCCAAAGAGCUGGAUGAUGUUUACGACGGGUACGAAGUCUCUGAAGAUUCCUUCUUCCAGAACAUGCUGAAUCUGUACAACUUCUCCGCUAAGGUGAUGGCUGACCAGCUCCGAAAGCCUCCCAGCCGGGACCAGUGGAGCAUGACGCCCCAGACGGUGAACGCCUACUACCUGCCCACCAAGAAUGAGAUCGUCUUCCCCGCCGGCAUUCUGCAGGCCCCCUUCUAUGCCCGCAACCACCCCAAGGCCCUGAACUUCGGUGGCAUCGGUGUGGUGAUGGGCCACGAGUUAACACAUGCCUUUGAUGACCAAGGGCGAGAGUACGACAAGGAAGGAAACCUGCGGCCGUGGUGGCAGAACGCGUCCCUGGCUGCCUUCCGCAACCACACGGCGUGUGUGGAGGAGCAGUACAGCCGGUACCGGGUCAACGGGGAGAAGCUCAACGGCCGCCAGACGCUGGGGGAGAACAUCGCCGACAACGGCGGGCUGAAGGCGGCCUAUAAUGCCUACAAAGCGUGGCUGAGGAAGCACGGCGAGGAGCAGACGCUGCCGGCCGUGGGGCUCACCAACCACCAGCUCUUCUUUGUAGGAUUUGCGCAGGUGUGGUGCUCGGUGCGCACCCCCGAGAGCUCUCACGAGGGGCUGGUGACCGACCCCCACAGUCCUGCUCGGUACCGCGUGCUGGGCACUCUCUCCAACUCCCGGGACUUUCUGCGCCACUUCGGCUGCCCGCUCGGCUCACCCAUGAACCCCGGGCGGCUGUGUGAGGUGUGGUAGAGCCCCGGGUGGGGGUGGGGGCGGCCGGGGCCGGGGAGAAGACAUCUAUCCAGCCGCUAGAGGCCACAGGUGACAUGCACCCCCCCCCUUCUCAACCACCGUGCUGUGCCUCUGCUCUGGGGGCGCCUCCAGCAGAGGUCCCGCCAUUCACUGUGACUUCCUUCCGUGUCCCCCUGCCUGGAGGAGGCCUGGCCGGGGAGGGCACUGGUC
Sorex fumeus (smoky shrew) is the source of this 2964-nucleotide messenger RNA. RefSeq names its product endothelin converting enzyme 2 (gene ECE2). Gene Ontology annotation, cellular component: plasma membrane. The record is from RefSeq and is a predicted model, not a curated record. Gene Ontology annotation, molecular function: S-adenosylmethionine-dependent methyltransferase activity; metalloendopeptidase activity. NCBI's taxonomy places the organism in Eukaryota, Metazoa, Chordata, Mammalia, Eulipotyphla, Soricidae. Bases 16 to 2754 code for a protein of 912 amino acids. The transcript is spliced from 20 exons. Gene Ontology annotation, biological process: protein processing.